AUGUUAAAAGCAAGUUUUAAGAAUGGUGAAAACCUCACAGAAUUUUGGCUCCAGUCUACUAUCAGUCGAAUUUAUCCUGGGCUGUGGACUGUCGUACAAAAAUUAUUAAUUGCCUUCCCUUCCUCUUACCUCGUUGAGCGAGGAUUUAGUGCGAUAACGAAUCUAAUAACUAAAAAAAGAAAUCGACUAGACAUCGUCAAAAGAGGAGACUUACGCCUUCAUCUCACAAACAUUGAACCAAACGUAAAAAAAUUGGCUCUGGAUCACCAAGCACAACCAUCUCACUGA
Molecule: messenger RNA, 288 nt
Organism: Macrosiphum euphorbiae (potato aphid)
Lineage: Eukaryota; Metazoa; Arthropoda; Insecta; Hemiptera; Aphididae
Source: the annotation of a GenBank genome assembly